Messenger RNA from Liolophura sinensis, 995 nucleotides. Its product is annotated as A disintegrin and metalloproteinase with thrombospondin motifs 1-like. The transcript has 9 exons. The record is from RefSeq and is a predicted model, not a curated record. Gene Ontology annotation, molecular function: metalloendopeptidase activity. Lineage: Eukaryota; Metazoa; Mollusca; Polyplacophora; Chitonida; Chitonidae. The coding region runs from base 30 to 995 and encodes 321 amino acids. Gene Ontology annotation, biological process: membrane protein ectodomain proteolysis.
AUAGAUCAUUUCUGGACUUUGAUCACGUGAUGUUGAUAACAGCGUACGAUAUCAACAAUCAGAGAAAUGGACUGGCAGAAGUGGGUACUAUAUGCACAGACUUAAGUGUAUCUGCCGUGGAAAACACGUUUGAUUUUGUUGGAGCGUUGGUCAGUGCACAUGAACUUGGACAUAGCCUUGGAGCACGUCAUGAUGGCGAGGGCAAUAUCUGCAACAGUGAAGACGGUUUCAUCAUGGCUGCUACCAUAAACCCAGGAAAUCCAGCGAUAGGUGUAAACCCCUGGGCGUUUUCCGCGUGCUCCAUACAGGACUUCCGGCGAAUCGUCGACAAGCUAAACAGUUUAAUGUCCAGAGAAAAUAACAACUGCCUUCUUGUACGAAAUGUUGGCGAUGCUCCGAUCACUCCACCUAGCGAAGCGCUCGGACUGUUUUACAGCGUGGACAAGCAGUGUGAACUCUCAUUCGGAACUGGAUUCUACUUCUGCCGGUCGCCAGAUGUUCCAUUACGUGGUAUAUGUGAUGGAAUGCAAUGCUGCCACCCCUCUAAGAACGGAUUGAUCCUAUUUCCGGCAAGGGGGACAACCUGUGGGAACAAACGAGUGAGUAUGAGAAUUAACCAGAAAUAUAUCACUGAGUGGUGUGUGGGAGGUAUGUGUCUGCAAGAUGAAGCGGCCCCCGAAGUCGACGAGUCAUGUCCCUUUGGUGAUCAGCCGGGCCAAGUAGUAGACGGUCAGACCUGCGCACAGCUGAUUAGCCAGUUUCCCGGGAAGUGUCAUUCGAGAGAUGCCCCCAGGCUAUGUUGUGGGUCUUGUCAGAUGUACUGCAACGGAACCAAGGGUUGUGAGUUCGGCGACAGGGGUGAAGUUUGCGCAGGUGCAGAUUUUAAGAGACAGCAAUGUUACGACAAUAACGAUUUGUGCUGCGAAACAUGUGACAUGCUGAAAGAUAAGGACAACGCUGGUAGGCCAUUCAGAAGUCCUGUAAUAAAUGACUAG